This is a messenger RNA of Strigops habroptila (Kakapo), 17022 nucleotides long. RefSeq names its product mucin 2, oligomeric mucus/gel-forming (gene MUC2). Gene Ontology annotation, cellular component: extracellular matrix. The transcript has 59 exons. Gene Ontology annotation, molecular function: protein binding. Bases 1 to 16782 code for a protein of 5593 amino acids. Lineage: Eukaryota; Metazoa; Chordata; Aves; Psittaciformes; Psittacidae. The record is from RefSeq and is a predicted model, not a curated record.
AUGGGGCUAAGAGUUGCCAGCCUAUUUAUGCUGUGGCUGGCUCUUUCCUGUGCAAAUGAAAUAAGAAAAGGCAGGACAAGAAACCAUGGUCACUAUGUCUGCAGCACUUGGGGAAACAACCAUUUCAAAACUUUUGAUGGAGACUUCUACCAAUACCCUGGCAUUUGCGAGUAUAAUUUUGUUUCUGACUGCCGAGAGACUUACAAGGAGUUCUCUGUCCACAUUCAACGUGCUCUGAACAGCAAUAACCACCCUGAGAUCCAGUAUAUUCUGCUAACAAUCAGUGACUUUACAGUGUACCUCAGACCAAAACUGGUUGUGGUGGAUGGGCAGAUUGUGAAGACACCUUACUACAGCUCUGGUGUGCUCAUUGAGACCAAUGACAAUUACACCAAGGUUUAUGCCAAAUUAGGCCUGACUCUGUUAUGGAAUCAAGAAGAUGCACUGAUGGUGGAGCUGGACAGCAUAUUUAAUAACCAUACAUGUGGUCUCUGUGGGGAUUACAAUGGAAUUCCAAUCUACAAUGAGUUUAUCAAUGGAGAUGAAAGCUACAAUUCUAUUACAUAUGGGAAUUUACAGAAGAUCAACAAACCCAAUGCCGAAUGUGAGGAUCCUGAUGAAACUCAGGCUCUUCCAAGCUGUAAUGGGCAUCGUGAUGAAUGUGAGAGCCUGCUGACUGCCUCUGCAUUUGCUGAUUGCCAGUUACUUCUUAAUUUGGAAAUGUACAUCCAAGCCUGCAUGCAGGACAAGUGUGCAUGUAAUGGAAGUGAAGACUCCUUCUGUCUCUGCAGCACCAUCUCUGAGUAUUCUCGCCAGUGUUCACAUGCAGGUGGCCGACCGGGUGAAUGGAGGACGCAGAACUUUUGCACUAAAACCUGUCCUGAUACCAUGAUCUACAGAGAAAGCAGCUCACCCUGCAUGGAUACUUGCUCAAACUUGGAGAUGAGUAGCCUUUGUGAGGAACACUACAUGGAUGGUUGUUUCUGUCCUGAAGGAACUGUGUAUGAUGAUAUUACUGAAAAAGGAUGCAUACUUGUUAGCGAGUGCCACUGCAAACUCCAUGGAAAUGAGUAUUCACCUGGAGAAAACAUUACCAAUGAAUGUGAAGAAUGCACCUGUGAUUCAGGCAGAUGGACAUGCAAAGAUUUACCCUGUCCAGGCACAUGUUCAGUGGUAGGAGGCUCCCAUAUUACCACUUUUGAUGGGAAGAAAUACACCUUCCAUGGAGACUGUUAUUAUGUUUUGUCCAAGGAUUCUGUAAAUGACAGUCAUGCUCUCCUGGCAGAGCUGGCUCCCUGUGGCUCCACAGACAGGCAGACCUGUUUGGAGACUGUUGUGCUGCUAGUAGAUGACAAAAAAAAUGUGGUGGUUUUCAGAUCAAAUGGCAGUGUGUUACUGAAUGAGGUGACCGUGAAUGUGCCUCAUGUGUCAGCCAGCUUCUCGGUAUUCAAGCCAUCUUCCUACUACCUUGUUGUACAAACUUCUUUUGGGCUUCAGCUGCAAAUCCAAUUGUUUCCAGUCAUGCAGCUGUUUGCAACUGUGGAUCAAUCAGUUCAAGGAAAACUUCAAGGUCUUUGUGGAAACUUUAAUGGAAUGGAAGGUGAUGACUUUAAAACAACCAGUGGGCUGGUAGAAGCUACAGGAUCUGCCUUUGCUAAUAUGUGGAAAGCUCAAUCCACCUGUACAGACCAGGUAGAAAAGCUGGAAGACCCCUGCAGUCUCAGCAUUGAAAGUGCAAAUUAUGCUGAGCAUUGGUGUUCUUUGCUGAAAAACUCAGAGGGUCCUUUUGCAAGAUGUCACUUAAUCAUUGAUCCGUCAGAAUACUAUAAGAAAUGUAAAUAUGACACCUGCCUCUGUGAAGACAGUGAAGAAUGCUUGUGCGCUGCCCUGUCCUCCUACUCAAGAGCCUGUGCUUUCAAAGGGAUCAUACUGGGAGGCUGGAGACAAAGUGUCUGCAGUAAUGAAGUGUCUGCCUGCCUAGGAAAUCAAAUCUUCCUUUACAACUUUACAAUGUGCCAGCAAACCUGUCGUUCCCUUGCUGAUGGUGAAAAGUAUUGCUUGCAAGACUUUGCUCCUGUGGAUGGCUGUGGCUGCCCAUAUAAUACAUACUUGGAUAACCAGGAUACCUGUGUGCCCAUCUCCAAGUGCCCAUGUUAUUACAAGGGAUCAUACCUGGAACCAGGGGAAUAUGUCACAAAAGAUGGGGAACACUGUGUUUGCCAAAAUGCAAAGGUCCAGUGUACUUCAGUGACAAUAAGAAUGCAAAGUGUAACAGAAUGUUCUUCUAACAAGACUUACUUUGACUGCAAUGCAUCUCCAAGCUGGACUUCACAAACGCCUGUACAACUUAGCUGUCACACUCCUCAAACUGAUCAUUUCCAGGCAGAGUGUGUCUCAGGCUGUGUGUGUCCUGAAGGUCUAUUUGAUGAUGGGAAAGGAGGCUGUGUUGAGGAGAAGGACUGCCCAUGCAUUCAUAACAGCCAGUGGUAUUCUCCUGGACAGCAGGUAACAGUGGACUGCAACACCUGUACCUGCCAUAAAGGGGUUUGGAGCUGCACUGAAGAUGUGUGCUAUGGGACUUGUAUGAUAUAUGGAAGUGGCCAUUAUAUCACCUUUGAUGGAAAAUUCUAUGACUUUGAUGGAAGCUGUGAAUAUGUGGCUACUCAGGAUUUUUGUGGUGAUAGAAAUUCCAGUGGCUCAUUCAGUAUCAUCACAGAGAAUGUCCCUUGUGGAACUACAGGAGUCACCUGCUCAAAGGCUAUUAAAAUGUUUCUAGGGAAAACUGAACUGAAAUUGGAGAACAAAGAUUAUAAAGAAAUUCAGCGAGAUAUUGGUGAUGAUGUACAUUAUUGGAACAGGACAGUAGGCCUCUACCUUGUUAUUGAGGCUAGCAAUGGUGUGAUGCUUAUCUGGGAUAAGAAGACUACUGUUUUCAUCAAGCUGACCCCUGAUUACAAAGGCAAAGUGUGUGGUCUGUGUGGCAACUUUGAUGACAAGUCUAACAAUGACUUUACAACAAGGAGUGGGCUGCAGGACACUAAUGCUCUGACGUUUGGGAAUUCCUGGAAACAGUCUUCCAUGUGCCCAGAUGUUACAGAAGAGAUAAAGCCCUGUGAUGUAAAACCUCAUCGGAAGUCCUGGGCAGAGAAAGAAUGCAGCAUCAUCCAGAGUGAAGUCUUUAAAAUUUGUCACUCCAAGGUGGACCCAAUUCCUUUCUAUGAAGCCUGUGUUCAUGAUGCCUGCUCUUGUGACAGUGGUGGAGAUUGUGAGUGCUUCUGUUCUGCAGUUGCUGCAUAUGCUCAAGAAUGUACCAAGCACCAGGCCUGUGUUUUCUGGAGAACUCCUGACAUAUGCCCUAUAUUUUGUGACUACUACAACCCUCCUAAUGAGUGUGACUGGCACUAUGAGCCUUGUGGCAGUAAUAUCAUGACCUGCAGGAUAAUUAAUAAUGUCAGCACCAACUUUUCAAUACCAUACCUGGAAGGUUGCUAUCCCAGAUGCCCUAAUGACAAACCUGUUUAUAAUGAAGAGACAAAGGAAUGUGUGACUGAAGAUCAAUGCUGGUGUUACAUCAACGGAAUUCAUGUUCCCCCUGGGCAUGAAAUAACCACAGAAGAGGACUGUACAAAAUGUGUCUGUGGCCCCUCAGGAUCCAUACAGUGUACACCAAUCCCAGGGUGUCCUUGUGUCAUCAAUGAAACAAGUUAUGAAGUGGGUGAAACUGUGGCACAAAUACAGGAUGGCAACAUAUGUAUAACAUAUGUUUGUGCAGAAAACGGUUCUAUAGUUGUUGGAAGUACUUAUCCUUGUCCGACAUCUACUUCACCUACAACCAUUUCCACCUUCUUUCCUACCAGUACUCUAACCACCACAGUUACCACUACAAGCCCUCCAAUAACUACAACUCCAUGCUUUGGUUUAAUCUGUAAUUGGACUGAGUGGUUUGACAUUAGUAAACCUGAAGAGGAUGGUGGUGACUAUGAAACCUAUGAUGCAAUAAGAAAUGAAUAUGGAAACAAAAUAUGUGAAGCUCCUGAAAAUAUUGAAUGCAGGGCUAAAGAUAAUCCAGAUGUUAGUUUAGAGGAACUUGGCCAGAAAGUAGAGUGUAAUGUUACAUAUGGACUAAUCUGUAAAAAUGAGGAGCAAGAUGUAACUAUGUGGCAACUUUGUUAUAAUUAUGAAAUCAGGGUAAAUUGUUGUGAGUGGCAUGAAAUUUCUUGUGAGACUACAAGUACAUGGCGUCCAACACAAACUGCAGCUUCAACCACCACCAGCACAACAGUACCCAUCACCACUACAGCCAGGCAACCAACAACAAUUACCACCGCAUCCAUACCCACCUCAACAAUCACAAGCGAAUUCACACCAUCAGUUACCACCCCAGUAACUCCAACCUCUCCAGGGUCCUUUCCACCCCUGUUGACAACCCCUCCCACGCCAACACCAUCGGAGCCUCCCAGCAGCACUGCCACCACCACGACGCCCCCCAGCACCACCACCAGCAGCACCCCGGGGACAUCAACGACCGUUCCUGCCACAUCGACACCCACUCCAACUACUGCAAGCACAUCCACGCCCACGCCAACGUACACCACCACCACACCACCAAGCCGACGCUUUGGCAACUGUGACUGCGUCUGGACGGACUGGAUUGAUGUGAGUUACCCAGAUAGUUCUGACAGAAACAGUGGUGACUACGAAACCUUUGAGAAUAUUCUGAAGAACGACCCCUCCUGGGUCUGUGCGAAAGCGGAGAAUAUUUCAUGCAGAGCAAAGCAGUUCCCUGACAUUCCCAUUGCAGAGUUAGGGCAGAAGGUGGAAUGCAGUGUUAACACGGGGCUCACCUGUAACAACAGCGACCAGGCCAUAGGAGGUAUAAUACCAAUGCCGGUCUGCCUCAAUUACGAGAUCAGUGUCUGCUGCACCCCCAACAUACCAGAGUGUAUUCCUACAAGUACCACGACGAGCACCACGACAGCCCCUCCUUCGUCCACAAUGAGCACAGGGUCCUAUCCACCCCUGUUGACAACCCGUCCCACGCCAACACCAUCGGAGCCUCCCAGCAGCACUGCCACCACCACGACGCGCCCCAGCACCACCACCAGCAGCACCCCGGGGACAUCAACGACCGUUCCUGCCACAUCGACACCCACUCCAACUACUGCAAGCACAUCCACGCCCACGCCAACAUACACCACCACCACACCACGUGCAGACUGUGACUGCGUCUGGACGGACUGGAUUGAUGUGAGUUACCCAGAUAGUUCUGACAGAAACAGUGGUGACUACGAAACCUUUGAGAAUAUUCUGAAGAACGACCCCUCCUGGGUCUGUGCGAAAGCGGAGAAUAUUUCAUGCAGAGCAAAGCAGUUCCCUGACAUUCCCAUUGCAGAGUUAGGGCAGAAGGUGGAAUGCAGUGUUAACACGGGGCUCACCUGUAACAACAGCGACCAGGCCAUAGGAGGUAUAAUACCAAUGCCGGUCUGCCUCAAUUACGAGAUCAGUGUCUGCUGCACCCCCAACAUACCAGAGUGUAUUCCUACAAGUACCACGACGAGCACCACGACAGCCCCUCCUUCGUCCACAAUGAGCACAGGGUCCUAUCCACCCCUGUUGACAACCCGUCCCACGCCAACACCAUCGGAGCCUCCCAGCAGCACUGCCACCACCACGACGCGCCCCAGCACCACCACCAGCAGCACGCCGGGGACAUCAACGACCGUUCCUGCCACAUCGACACCCACUCCAACUACUGCAAGCACAUCCACGCCCACGCCAACAUACACCACCACCACACCACGUGCAGACUGUGACUGCGUCUGGACGGACUGGAUUGAUGUGAGUUACCCAGAUAGUUCUGACAGAAACAGUGGUGACUACGAAACCUUUGAGAAUAUUCUGAAGAACGACCCCUCCUGGGUCUGUGCGAAAGCGGAGAAUAUUUCAUGCAGAGCAAAGCAGUUCCCUGACAUUCCCAUUGCAGAGUUAGGGCAGAAGGUGGAAUGCAGUGUUAACACGGGGCUCACCUGUAACAACAGCGACCAGGCCAUAGGAGGUAUAAUACCAAUGCCGGUCUGCCUCAAUUACGAGAUCAGUGUCUGCUGCACCCCCAACAUACCAGAGUGUAUUCCUACAAGUACCACGACGAGCACCACGACAGCCCCUCCUUCGUCCACAAUGAGCACAGGGUCCUAUCCACCCCUGUUGACAACCCGUCCCACGCCAACACCAUCGGAGCCUCCCAGCAGCACUGCCACCACCACGACGCGCCCCAGCACCACCACCAGCAGCACCCCGGGGACAUCAACGACCGUUCCUGCCACAUCGACACCCACUCCAACUACUGCAAGCACAUCCACGCCCACGCCAACAUACACCACCACCACACCACGUGCAGACUGUGACUGCGUCUGGACGGACUGGAUUGAUGUGAGUUACCCAGAUAGUUCUGACAGAAACAGUGGUGACUACGAAACCUUUGAGAAUAUUCUGAAGAACGACCCCUCCUGGGUCUGUGCGAAAGCGGAGAAUAUUUCAUGCAGAGCAAAGCAGUUCCCUGACAUUCCCAUUGCAGAGUUAGGGCAGAAGGUGGAAUGCAGUGUUAACACGGGGCUCACCUGUAACAACAGCGACCAGGCCAUAGGAGGUAUAAUACCAAUGCCGGUCUGCCUCAAUUACGAGAUCAGUGUCUGCUGCACCCCCAACAUACCAGAGUGUAUUCCUACAAGUACCACGACGAGCACCACGACAGCCCCUCCUUCGUCCACAAUGAGCACAGGGUCCUAUCCACCCCUGUUGACAACCCGUCCCACGCCAACACCAUCGGAGCCUCCCAGCAGCACUGCCACCACCACGACGCGCCCCAGCACCACCACCAGCAGCACGCCGGGGACAUCAACGACCGUUCCUGCCACAUCGACACCCACUCCAACUACUGCAAGCACAUCCACGCCCACGCCAACAUACACCACCACCACACCACGUGCAGACUGUGACUGCGUCUGGACGGACUGGAUUGAUGUGAGUUACCCAGAUAGUUCUGACAGAAACAGUGGUGACUACGAAACCUUUGAGAAUAUUCUGAAGAACGACCCCUCCUGGGUCUGUGCGAAAGCGGAGAAUAUUUCAUGCAGAGCAAAGCAGUUCCCUGACAUUCCCAUUGCAGAGUUAGGGCAGAAGGUGGAAUGCAGUGUUAACACGGGGCUCACCUGUAACAACAGCGACCAGGCCAUAGGAGGUAUAAUACCAAUGCCGGUCUGCCUCAAUUACGAGAUCAGUGUCUGCUGCACCCCCAACAUACCAGAGUGUAUUCCUACAAGUACCACGACGAGCACCACGACAGCCCCUCCUUCGUCCACAAUGAGCACAGGGUCCUAUCCACCCCUGUUGACAACCCGUCCCACGCCAACACCAUCGGAGCCUCCCAGCAGCACUGCCACCACCACGACGCGCCCCAGCACCACCACCAGCAGCACCCCGGGGACAUCAACGACCGUUCCUGCCACAUCGACACCCACUCCAACUACUGCAAGCACAUCCACGCCCACGCCAACAUACACCACCACCACACCACGUGCAGACUGUGACUGCGUCUGGACGGACUGGAUUGAUGUGAGUUACCCAGAUAGUUCUGACAGAAACAGUGGUGACUACGAAACCUUUGAGAAUAUUCUGAAGAACGACCCCUCCUGGGUCUGUGCGAAAGCGGAGAAUAUUUCAUGCAGAGCAAAGCAGUUCCCUGACAUUCCCAUUGCAGAGUUAGGGCAGAAGGUGGAAUGCAGUGUUAACACGGGGCUCACCUGUAACAACAGCGACCAGGCCAUAGGAGGUAUAAUACCAAUGCCGGUCUGCCUCAAUUACGAGAUCAGUGUCUGCUGCACCCCCAACAUACCAGAGUGUAUUCCUACAAGUACCACGACGAGCACCACGACAGCCCCUCCUUCGUCCACAAUGAGCACAGGGUCCUAUCCACCCCUGUUGACAACCCGUCCCACGCCAACACCAUCGGAGCCUCCCAGCAGCACUGCCACCACCACGACGCGCCCCAGCACCACCACCAGCAGCACCCCGGGGACAUCAACGACCGUUCCUGCCACAUCGACACCCACUCCAACUACUGCAAGCACAUCCACGCCCACGCCAACGUACACCACCACCACACCACGUGCAGACUGUGACUGCGUCUGGACGGACUGGAUUGAUGUGAGUUACCCAGAUAGUUCUGACAGAAACAGUGGUGACUACGAAACCUUUGAGAAUAUUCUGAAGAACGACCCCUCCUGGGUCUGUGCGAAAGCGGAGAAUAUUUCAUGCAGAGCAAAGCAGUUCCCUGACAUUCCCAUUGCAGAGUUAGGGCAGAAGGUGGAAUGCAGUGUUAACACGGGGCUCACCUGUAACAACAGCGACCAGGCCAUAGGAGGUAUAAUACCAAUGCCAGUCUGCCUCAAUUACGAGAUCAGUGUCUGCUGCACCCCCAACAUACCAGAGUGUAUUCCUACAAGUACCACGACGAGCACCACGACAGCCCCUCCUUCGUCCACAAUGAGCACAGGGUCCUUUCCACCCCUGUUGACAACCCCUCCCACUCCAACACCAUCGGAGCCUCCCAGCAAGUUACCCACAACCACCAUAAGCACCACAACUUCUGGAUCAGCCACGCCAGAGCCUACAACCAGCACUACUGUAUCAGCACCACCAGUAUCAACAACCCCAGUGACAGCCACUACAUCUGGAGUCACUGAAACAAGAUCAACCACCAAAACCACCACAUCAGGCCCCACGCCCUCCGGAUACCCGCACCUAAGCACCACAAUUGUAACGGAGACAUCGAGCCAUGACACGACCACCACAGGAAAUGGGAGGCCCACAAGCACAUCAGCUACAACCACCAUAAGCAUCACAACUUCAGGAUCAGCCACACCAGAGCCUACAACCAACACUACGGUGUCAGCACCACCGGUAUCUACAAGCCCAGUGAGAGCCACCACGUCUGGAGUCACUGAAACAGGAUUGACCACCAAAACCAGCACUUCUGGCCCCACACCCUCAGGACCCCCUCACCACAGCACCACAAUUGUACCGGGGACAUCGAGCCACGAGACCACCUCCACCGGGAGUGGGAGCCCUACAACAGCAUCACCUACGGCCACCAUAAGCACCACAACUUCAGGAUCAGCCACACCAGAGGCUACAACCAGCACUACUGUAUCAGCACCACCAGUACCUACAAGCCCACUGAGAGCCACCACGUCUGGAGUCACUGAAACAGGAUCGACCACCAAAACCAGCACUUCUGGCCCCACACCCUCAGGACCCCCCCACUACAGCACCACAAUUGUACCGGGGACAUCGAGCCACGAGACCACCUCCAUCGGGACUGGGAGCCCUACAACAGCAUCACUUACGGCCACCAUAAGCACCACAACUUCAGGAUCAGCCACGCCAGAGGCUACAACCAGCACUACUGUAUCAGCACCACCGGUACCUACAAGCCCAGUGAGAGCCACCACGUCUGGAGUCACUGAAACAGGAUCGACCACCAAAACCAGCACUUCUGGCCCCACACCCUCAGGACCCCCUCACUACAGCACCACAAUUGUAACGGGGACAUCGAGCCACGUGACCACCUCCACCAGCACUGGAAGCCCAACAAGCACAUCACCUACGACCACCAUAAGUACCACAACUUCAGGAAUACACACGCCAGAGCCUACAACUAGCGCUACUGUAUCAGCAGCACCGAUAUAUACAAGCCCAGUGACAGCCACUUCGUCUGGAGUCACUGAAACACUAUUGACCACUAAAACCACUACAUCAAGCCCCACACCCUCCAGAUACCCUCACCACAGCACCACAGUUGUAACGGAAACACCAAGCCAUGAGACCACCUCCACCAGCACUGGAAGCCUCACAAGCACAUCAGCUACAACCAGCAUAAGCACCACAACCUCAGGAUCAGCAACACCAGAGCCUACAACCAGCACUACGGUGUCAGCACCACCAGUACCUACAAGCCCAGUGAGAGCCACCACGUCUGGAGUCACUGAAACAGGAUUGACCACCAAAACCAGCACUUCUGGCCCCACACCUUCAGGACCCCCUCACCACAGCACCACAAUUGCACCGGGGACAUCGAGCCACGAGACCACCUCAACCGGGACUGGAAGCCCUACAACAGCAUCACCUGCGGCCACCAUAAGCACCACAACUUCAGGAUCAGCCACGAUAGAGGCUACAACCAGCACUACUGUAUCAGCACCACCGGUAUCUACAAGCCCAGUGAGGGCCACUACGUCUGCAGUCACUGAAACAGGAUCAACCACCAAAACCAGCACUUCUGGCCCCACACCCUCAGGACCCCCUCACUACAGCACCACAAUUGUAACGGAGACAUCGAGCCAUGAGACCACCUCCACCAGCACUGGAAGCCCAAGAAGCACAUCACCUACGACCACCAUAAGUACCACAACGUCAGGAAUACACAUGCCAGAGCCUACAACUAGCGCUACUGUAUCAGCACCACCGAUAUCUACAAGCCCAGUGACAGCCACUUUGUCUGGAGUCACUGAAACAGUAUUGACCACUAAAACCACUACAUCAAGCCCCACACCCUCCAGAUACCCUCACCACAGCACCACAGUUGUAAUGGAGACACCAAGCCAUGAGACCACCUCCACCAGCACUGGAAGCCUCACAAGCACAUCAGCUACAACCAGCAUAAGCACCACAACCUCAGGAUCAGCAACACCAGAGCCUACAACUAGCACUACUGUGUCAGCACCACCACUACCUACAAGCCCAGUGAGAGCCACCACGUCUGGAGUCACUGAAACAGGAUUGACCACCAAAACCAGCACUUCUGGCCCCACACCCUCAGGACCCCCUCACCACAGCACCACAAUUGUAAUGGAGACAUCGAGCCACGAGACCUCCUCCACCAGCACUGGAAGCCCAACAAGCCCAUCACCUACGACCACCAUAAGUACCACAACUUCAGGAAUACACACGCCAGAGGCUACAACCAGCACUACUGUAUCAGCACCACCAGUAUCUACAAGCCCAGUGAGAGCCACCACGUCUGGAGUCACUGAAACAGGAUCAACCACCAAAACCAGCACUUCUGGCCCCACACCCUCAGGACCCCCUCACCACAGCACCACAAUUGUAACGGAGACAUCGAGCCACGAGACCUCCUCCACCAGCACUGGAAGCCCAACAAGCCCAUCACCUACGACCACCAUAAGUACCACAACUUCAGGAAUACACACGCCAGAGGCUACAACCAGCACUACUGUAUCAGCACCACCGGUAUCUACAAGCCCAGUGAGAGCCACCACGUCUGGAGUCACUGAAACAGGAUCAACCACCAAAACCAGCACUUCUGGCCCCACACCCUCAGGACCCCCUCACCACAGCACCACAAUUGUAACGGAGACAUUGAGCCACGUGACCACCUCGACCAGCACUGGAAGCCCAACAAGCCCAUCACCUACGACCACCAUAAGUACCACAACUUCAGGAAUACACACGCCAGAGGCUACAACCAGCACUACUGUAUCAGCACCACCGGUAUCUACAAGCCCAGUGAGAGCCACCACGUCUGGAGUCACUGAAACAGGAUCAACCACCAAAACCAGCACUUCUGGCCCCACACCCUCAGGACCCCCUCACCACAGCACCACAAUUGUAACGGAGACAUUGAGCCACGUGACCACCUCCACCAGCACUGGAAGCCCAACAAGCCCAUCACCUACAACCACCAUAAGUACCACAACUUCAGGAAUACACACGCCAGAGCCUACAACUAGCGCUACUGUAUCAGCAGCACCGAUAUAUACAAGCCCAGUGACAGCCACUUCGUCUGGAGUCACUGAAACAGUAUUGACCACUAAAACCACUACAUCAAGCCCCACACCCUCCAGAUACCCUCACCACAGCACCACAAUUUUAACGGAGACAUUAAGCCAUGAGACCACCUCCACCAGCACUGGGAGCCCCACAAGCACAUCAGCUACAACCAGCAUAAGCACCACAACCUCAGGAUCAGCAACACCAGAGCAUACAACCAGCACUACUGUAUCAGCACCACCAGUACCUACAAGCCCAGUGAGAGCCACCACGUCUGGAGUCACUGAAACAGGAUUGACCACCAAAACCAGCACUUCUGGCCCCACACCCUCAGGACCCCCUCACCACAGCACCACAAUUGUAACGGAGACAUCGAGCCACGAGACCACCUCCAUCGGGACUGGGAGCCCUACAACAGCAUCACCUAUGGCCACCAUAAGCACCACAACUUCAGGAUUACCCACGCUAGAGCCCACAACCAGCACUACUGUAUCAGCACCACCAGUAUCUACAAGACCAGUGAGGGCCACCACGUCUGGAGUCACCGAAACAGGAUCGACCACCAAAACCAGCACAUCAAGCCCCACGCCCUCCGAAUACCCUCACCCAAGCACCACGAUUGUAACGGAGACAUCUAGCCUCGAGACCACCUCCACCGGCAGUGGGAGCCCUACAACAGCAUCACCUGCGGCCACCAUAAGCACCACAACAUCAGGAUCAGCCACGAUAGAGCCUACAACGAGCACGACUGUGUCAGCACCACCAGUACCUACAAGCCCAGUGAGAGCCACCACAUCUGGAGUCACUGAAACAGGAUUGACCACCAAAACCAGCACUUCUGGCCCCACACCCUCAGGACCCCCUCACCACAGCACCACAAUUGUACCGGGGACAUCGAGCCACGAGACCACCUCCACCGGGACUGGGAGCCCUACAACAGCAUCACCUACGACCACCAUAAGCACCACAACUUCAGGAUCAGCCACGCCAGAGGCUACAACCAGCACUACUGUAUCAGCACCACCGGUAUCUACAAGACCAGUGAGGGCCACCACGUCUGGAGUCACUGAAACAGGAUCAACCACCAAAACCAGCACUUCUGGCCCCACACCCUCAGGACCCCCUCACUACAGCACCACAAUUGUAACGGGGACAUUGAGCCACGUGACCACCUCGACCAGCACUGGAAGCCCAACAAGCCCAUCACCUACGACCACCAUAAGUACCACAACUUCAGGAAUACACACGCCAGAGGCUACAACCAGCACUACUGUAUCAGCACCACCAGUACCUACAAGCCCAGUGAGAGCCACCACGUCUGGAGUCACUGAAACAGGAUCAACCACCAAAAGCAGCACUUCUGGCCCCACAGCCUCAGGACCCCCUCACCACAGCACCACAAUUGUAAUGGGGAUAUCGAGCCAUGAGACCACCUCCACCGGGACGGCGAGCCCAACGAGCACAUCAGCUACAACCAGCAUAAGCACCACAACUUCAGGAUCAGCCACGCCAGAGCCUACAACCAGCACUACGGUGUCAGCACCACCAGUACCUACAAGCCCAGUGAGAGCCACCACGUCUGGAGUCACUGAAACAGGAUCAACCACCAAAACCAGCACUUCUGGCCCCACAGCCUCAGGACCCCCUCACCACAGCACCACAAUUGUAAUGGGGAUAUCGAGCCAUGAGACCACCUCCACCGGGACUGGGAGCCCUACAGCAGCAUCACCUACGGCCACCAUAAGCACCACAACUUCAGGAUCAGCCACGCCAGAAGCUACAACCAGCACUACUGUAUCAGCACCACCGGUAUCUACAAGACCAGUGAGGGCCACCACGUCUGGAGUCACUGAAACAGGAUCGACCACCAAAACCAGCACUUCUGGCCCCACACCCUCAGGACCCCCUCACUACAGCACCAUAAUUGUAACGGAGACAUCGAGCCACGAGACCACCUCCACCAGCACUGGAAGCCCAACAAGCCCAUCACCUACGACCACCGUAAGUACCACAACUGCAGGAUUACCCACGCCAGAGGCUACAACCAGCAUUACUGUAUCAGCACCUUCGACAUCUACAAGCCCAGUGACAGCCACUACGUCUGGAGUCACUGAAACAGUAUUGACCACUAAAACCACUACAUCAAGCCCCACACCCUCCAGAUACCCUCACCACAGCACCACAAUUGUAACGGAGACACCAAGCCAUGAGACUACCUCCACCAUGACUGGGAGCCCCACAAGUAUAUCAGUUACAAUCACCAUAAGCACCACAACUUCAGGAUCAGCCACGCCAGAGCCUACAACCAGCACUACGGUGUCAGCGCCACCACCAUCCAUAUCAAGUCCCAUGUCAGUCACCACUUCUGGUACAACUCCAACAGAAUCUUUUACCACAACUUCAGGAACUACCUCUAGUAAUUCUAGCACAAUCACUGCAACCACCACCAGCUCUGAAAUUCUUUCAUCUGGCUCAACUAGUGUGUCUGGUCCAAUUGCAACCUCAAGUGCAGUCACUAUUCCAGGAAGUUCUACGUACAGUACAGUUACUAAAUUCAGUGCUUCAAGUUCAACUCUAAGGUUACCACCAACCACUCCUGGAAAAAAUUGUUCUAUUUCACCUGAUGAAUCUUAUGCGCCAGGUGAGUCAUGGUGGCUCUGCAACUGCACUAAGGCAAUAUGCAUAGAAGAUGAUAUAAUCCAGGUGGUUCCCAUAAUCUGUAAUCCACCUCCUAGACCUACAUGUGCCAAUGGGCUUUCUCCUGUGCAAGUCAUUGAUGAGGAUGGGUGCUGUUGGCACUGGGAAUGUGAUUGCUACUGCACUGGCUGGGGAGACCCACAUUACAUUACUUUUGAUGGACUGUACUACAGCUAUCAAGGGAAUUGUACAUACGUCCUUGUGGAAGAGAUUGAUAAGAAAGUUGACAACUUUGGUGUCUACAUUGAUAACUACAAUUGUGAUGCACGGGAUGUAGUCUCCUGUCCUCGAACACUCAUUGUGAGACAUGAGACUCAGGAAGUGCGCAUAGCAACAGUCAAACAAAAUGCUCUACAAGUAGAGGUGACAGUAAAUAAACAGGCAGUGGCUUUGCCUUAUAAAAAAUUUGGUGUGAGCAUCUAUGAGUCAAGCAUAAAUUACGUAGUGGAAAUUCCUGAACUAAAAAUGAAUGUGACCUACAACGGCUUGUCCUUUUCUAUUAGGAUGCCCUACAGCCUGUUCGGCAACAACACUCAUGGACAGUGUGGUACUUGCAAUAACAACCAGGCAGAUGACUGCAUGUUGCCAAAUGGAAACAUUGCAGAAAAUUGUGAAAUUAUGGCAGAUCACUGGCAAGUUGUUGAUCCCUCCAAACCACAAUGCUCUCCAGGCCUAAUUCCUACAAAAGCACCUAGCACAACUCCAACGCAGCCUUGCAAAGAAUCUUCCAUCUGCGAGCUUCUUUUGGGAAGUGUGUUCGAGCCAUGCCAUGGCCAUGUCCGGCCUGAAAAGUACUAUUCAGCCUGUGUUUUUGAUAGUUGUGUACUUCCCGACUUAGACUUGGAAUGCUCAAGUCUGCAGAUCUAUGCUGCCACCUGUGCUGAUCAAAGUGUAUGCAUUGACUGGAGAAGUCAUACCAAUGGUGUUUGCUGCACUUAUACAUGCCCCUCAGAUAAAGAAUACAGAGCAUGUGGUCCUAUUAAAGAGAUAACCUGCAAAUCAAGCCAGCAAAAUGAAACUUCAACUAAACAAGUGGAAGGCUGUUUCUGUCCUAAUGGAACAAUGCUGUAUGACUCUGGUGUGGAUGUCUGUGUAAAAACAUGUGGCUGCGUUGGAGUGGAUAAGAUACCAAGAGAGUUUGGGGAAAAGUUUACAGUAGACUGUCAGGACUGUACUUGCCUGGAAGGUGGAAAUGGCAUUGUAUGUAAGCCUCAUGAAUGUGGCAAACAAAAUAAGACCACUUGUGAUGGAGAAGGCCUCCGUGAAGUCAGUGAAGUCAAUCCUGAAGACUUUUGCUGCCCCAUUGUCACAUGCAAAUGCGAUACAAGCUUGUGCACAACUAAUGCCCCCAGGUGUACACCGGGAUUUGAAGUUCAUUCUCACAUUCCCAGGGGUCAAUGCUGUCCUGUGUACCAGUGUGUUCCCAAGAGGGUUUGUGUACAUCAGAAUGCUGAAUUCUUGCCUAAUUCCUCAGUCUUUGUUGAUAAGUGUCAGAAUUGUUUCUGCACUGGUGAAGUUAACAUCAGCACUCAACUGAAUAUCAUCUCAUGUGAACAUAUUCCAUGCAACACAUAUUGCGAACCAGGAUACGAAUACCAACCAGUGGAAGGUGAAUGUUGUGGAAGAUGUGUGCAGACUAAGUGUAUUAUACAAAGAGCAAACAAUUCUGAUCUCAUCUUGAGUCCUGGAGAGUUUAAAAAUGAUCCUAACGACAACUGCACCACUUAUAACUGUGUAAAUAUUCAGAACCAUCUUCUCUCUUCCAAAUCUGAGAUAACCUGCCCAGCAUUCAAUGAGGACAGCUGUAAACCUGGAACUAUUGCAUUCUUACCUAAUGGUUGUUGCAAAACCUGUGUACCCCUGGAUAGUCCUACACCGUGUUCUGUCCGUCAAAGAGAAGACUUUAUUGUCUAUGAGGGCUGUAGUUCUGUGGACAGAGUUGUCAUGACCGAAUGUGAAGGAACAUGUGGAACCUCCUCGCUAUACUCUGCUGAGGCCAAUUCUCUGGACCACAGCUGUUCCUGCUGCAGGGAAUCAAGGACUACUAUGAAGGAAGUGAAACUGAAAUGUCCUGAUGGGCAUUCAAUUUCACAUGAGUAUAUAUAUGUGGAAGACUGCAGCUGUCAAGACACUGAAUGCAGCAACUCACAGUCCAGUGAGCUGCAGAGCGCAGAAGAAAGUGACGAGGCAAGCACUCUGGACCACAUCACGAGGGCCACUAGCUUAACUUCAAAAUGAACAUGAAAAAAACUAGCAGCAUUCAGCUAAAAAGCAUCACUCUCAUCCUCUUUGACAACUUUUGAACUUUACUUUUCCCAGCUACUGUAUCCUGUUUGUUCUCUGAUUAUUUUUAACAGUGCUGUAUUUAUUUGUGCACAAAAUAAGAACACAAAUUUGUAUUCUUCCAAGUGCACAGCCUUUUAGUUCUUUAUAUAAUCGACUUAUUUCCUUUGAAUGAUUAAAAGCACAUUUCAAAAA